CUUUCACAAUGCUAUACUACUUAAUAACAUUAAUAAUAACUCUACUUGUCAUCAAAUGCUCGAAAUUAAAAGACAAGUUUGCGAAUACAUCAAUUCCUUAUAUAAAACCAUGGCCAAUUUUUGGAAACAUGGCGGAGCCGCUGUUUCGGAAAAUUUCAUUAGCGGAACAUUUGCAAAAAUUUUAUAAUCUUAACAAAAAUUCAAAGUACUUUGGAUUCUAUGAUUUCAACUCACCGGUGAUUGUGAUUAGUGAUCCAGAAUUAGUGAGGGAAGUGGGAAUAAAAAGCUUUGACAACUUUACUGAUCACCGAGGGUUCGCGGAUCCGAGUUUGGACCCGCUGUUUAGCAAGAAUUUGUUCUCACUUCGAGGUGAUGAGUGGCGAGAAAUUCGUAAUCUGUUGAGCCCAGCAUUCACGUCAAGCAAGAUGAAGACUAUGUUCAAAUUAAUGCGUGUAUGCAGUGAAAACUUUGUAAACUAUUUUCAUGAGCGUGCAAAAAGUCAGUUAUUUACCCUCAGGACUAAGGAUGCAUUUACUCGCUACACUAAUGAUGUGAUCGCGAGCUGCGCUUUUGGAAUUACCGUCAACUCGCUCCGAGAUCCAGAUAAUAAGUUUUACAAAAUCGGUCGUAAGUCAACAAAUUUUGACGGAAUUUUGUCAUUGAAAUUUUUUUGUCUAAGAAGUUUUCCAACUUUAUUUAAAUUACUGAGGAUCAAACUCUUCGAUAAAGAAACGGAUGAUUUUUUUCAAAAAGUCGUCAGUGAUACGAUCAAAGCACGCGACCAAGAAAAUAUUUACCGACCGGAUAUGAUUCAGUUGAUGAUGGAGUCAAGGUCUAGUUUGAAUGAACUUACGAUCCAAGACAUGACAGCUCAAGCAUUUAUUUUUUUUUUCGGAGGCUUUGAUUCAACCUCUGAAUUUUUGUGCUUUGUAGCCCACGAGCUGGCGGAAAAUUUUCAGAUCCAAGAAAAAUUACGACAAGAAGUUGAUCAAGUCUAUGAUGAAUUUGAUGGAAUGCCGAGUUAUGAAGCGAUCAAUGGGAUGAAAUAUUUAGAAGCUGUACUCAAUGAGACAAUGAGACUCUAUCCGAUUGCGAUUUUUAUCGAUCGGGUUUGUGUCAAAGACUACGAGCUCCCUCCUGUGAUGCCUGGGGAAGAGAAAUACCUUCUAAAGACCGGUGACUGCGUCUGGUUUCCAAUCUAUCCCAUUCAUAGGGACCCAGGUUACUAUUCCGAGCCGGAUAAAUUCAAUCCCGAACGAUUUCUGGACAAUGGAAUAAUCACUAGUAAUUCACCGACUUACAUUCCGUUUGGUAUUGGACCCAGAAUGUGCAUUGGCAAUAGAUUUGCGUUGCUGGAAACCAAAAUAAUAUUUUUUUAUUUAAUCAGAAAGUGUUUUUUGAAACCGAGCAAAAACAUGAUAAGACCGAUGAGAUUAAGUAAGAAAAGUUUUACUCUGGCUGCGGAAGGUGGAUUUUGGGUUGACAUUGAAUCGAGAUUUUAGGGGAAAACGGGUCAUUUAAAUUUUUUUAAAAAUCCUUUAUUCUUAAUAUCGAAACUGGGGUAAAAUAGUCCGUCUAAUAUUUUCGAAUUUCAAAAAAAAUUUUAAUAAUUUUUUUUAAAAAUUCUUUGAAUUGGGGUAAAAUAGGUCGUUAAAAAAUUUUGAAUUUAUACAAAUGUAAUAUUUAACGAUCUAUUUUAUCUUUUAAUAAAAAAAGUGAAUUGCUAUGCAAAUAAAUAAAUUUAUAAUGCUAAUAAUAGUAAUAAUAAUCAAUAUUAUAAUGUAUGCAUGAGUAGCAUUGUGUAAAUGUCAACGUCAUCGACAAUGUUACAAUUUGUCAAUAACAAUCACGUCAUAUAUAUAUAGACAUGUGUGUAAUACAUAAUAGAGCGAGUACAGUAGGAUAUAAACUGCAUCUGAUGUUAAUAGAUCGAUUAUCUGUAACAGUAAGCAGUAAAAUAGUGGAAACAACUUAACAGUGACGCCUACGUCGUAUCUUAACGCGAAACCAACUAAUCGAUUAAACUCCAAGCUUUUGUUACAACUAAAUAUAAACCGCAAUCUGUCUUGUGCAACUCAAUUUAAUCACUUUGAAUUCUGUAAUAAGUUAUUUAAUAAGAAAUAAAAAAAUUUUUA
Messenger RNA from Microplitis demolitor, 2135 nucleotides. Its product is annotated as cytochrome P450 9e2-like. The transcript has a single exon. The record is from RefSeq and is a predicted model, not a curated record. Bases 9 to 1502 code for a protein of 497 amino acids. Lineage: Eukaryota; Metazoa; Arthropoda; Insecta; Hymenoptera; Braconidae. Gene Ontology annotation, molecular function: iron ion binding; monooxygenase activity; heme binding.